AUGUCUACUAAUUCGCGUUGCAGCAAGCUUCAUUCUCUGCAGCCCAGUUAUUUGUCGAAGUGUUCUUUUAAGAUUCUUCCCACCCACUCCCGUACGCUUUGGAACUCUCCUCUCUACUCCUUUCUCUUUUUUCCCUUCAAUCACUCUCUGCUUCAACUAUAUUUGAUUCAAUUGACGAGAGAUUUUAUAGUGUUGCAAGCAUUGUUGCAAGUUGCAACUGUGACUCUAUCUUCAGAUUGGGAUCAGAAGACUUGCACUUCCCAAGAGCUUUCCUUUGCAAAUAUCUUUGUUGAAAAAGGAAACAUGAAUUCUGAGAUCAUCAAAGAAACUGCCUGCCCUGAAGCAUGCAAUCAACAUCGUGAGAUUGGUGCAUUGAGAGAUAAUCUUGUGGAAGAAGCUAAUGCUCAAGAAAGGGGGAACGAACCUUAUAUUGAUGAGCAACCCAGUUAUUUCCCACCUGAACUGGUCGGUCAUGUUCCAAAGAAUUCGAAUUAUCAUUACUACUUAAUGGAGCUGGAGCAGAAAUUUGUUUACGAUAUUCCAGUUCAUGAUAUUGUGCUUGUACUGAGUAAUAAGCUAGAAGCUGAACUUGGAAGCUUGCAUUUUGACUUGGAUGUUGGCAGGGGUAGUUUGACGGUGAACUUUAAAUAUUUAGGAGUGAUUAAUCUCAGCACAGAUCAGGUCCUUUUGUGUAGAAGGUUUCAGAAAACUCUUUUAAGAGUUCUUAUUUAUCAAGAUUUGAAUAUGGAUGGAGAUAUUUUGGGAGCAGAGACUGAUUAUCUUUUGCUUCCAGCCACGGGAAAGCAUCAGAGAUCUGUGAUCAUUGAUUGGCAUUGCGUUAAAUCUGUGCCAUUUUCGUGUGAGAAGAAUGGUGAAUUUCACUUGAAUUGUGCUUUACCCAAGGAUUGUGCUCGUAUUGUACAAACCAAAGAUGGUCCUGUAUGCACUUGCCUGCUACAGAAUUCUUUGGUGUACACCCCUCACACUGGUCAGGUGUAUUGCACAAUGGGGAUUUUGGGAUUGAAUGCAAACUCACGUAUGCAGAACCGUCAAGGCAAAAUCAAUACUUACAAGGAGUACUAUGAAGAACGGCAUGGCAUCAAGCUGUGUUUUGAGCACGAAUCAUUGGUUCGUGCAAGACCUGUUUUUCGGGUGAAAAAAUACCUUCAAAGAUGCAGAAAUCAGAAAAAGAAAGAAUCAAGUAUGAUGUCAGUUGAAUUGCCUCCGGAGCUUUGUUCUAUACUUAUGUCACCAAUAUCAACCAAUACAUUUUAUUCUUUCUCAUUUGUUCCUUCAAUCAUGCACCGGUUUGAGUCUUUGCUUAUAGCUGCCAACUUAAAAAAGAUGCAUUUGGAUCAUUGCACACAAAAUGAUGUUAUCCCAAUUUCCAAGGUCUUGGAAGCAAUUACUACAAAGAAAUGCCAAGAGACAUUUGACUUGGAAUCCUUAGAAACGCUUGGAGAUUCAUUUCUCAAAUAUGCUGUGAGUCAACAACUUUUUAAGACCUAUCAAGAUCAACCCGAGGGUGUACUUACUUCGAAGAAAGUAAAAAUAAUUUCAAAUGCGGCUCUUUGCGAGUUUGGAUGUCACCGCAAACUUCCGGGAUUUAUUCGAGAUGAGUCCUUCGAUCCGAACAAGUGGAUCAUUCCGGGUGAUAGAUCGGGUAGUGCAUUAAGUGAGGAGUUACUUUUUAACAUGAGAAAAAUCUAUAUUAGGGAAACUAGGAAGAUGGAAAGUGAAACUGUUGCUGAUGUUGUGGAGGCACUGAUUGGUGCAUUUCUAAGCAAUGGCGGUGAAACAUCAGCAUUAUUAUUUAUGGAAUGGUUGGGUAUAAAGGUGGACUUUCACAUAACACCGUAUGAGAGACCCUUCCUAAUUCACGCUGAGAAGCGUCUCAAUGUCAGACAUUUGGAGUCCCUAUUGAACUACUCAUUCCGCGAUCCUUCAUUGUUAGUGGAAGCAUUGACCCAUGGUAGCAUGCUUCGUGAGAUUCCAAGAGAUUAUGAGCGUCUUGAAUUUCUUGGGGACUCGGUUUUGGAUUAUCUCAUGACCAAGCAUUUCUACUAUGAAUAUCCUGGGUUGUCACCAGAACAGUUAACUGACAUGAGAUCUGCUUCUGUAAAUAAUGAAUGUUAUGCACGAUCUGCAGUUAAGUUUGGACUACACGAACACAUCCUCCGUGACUCACAAGAACUCGACAAGCAGAUAGUUAUAACUAGUAACAAUUUUGAGAAGUUAUCAUCAAAAUCAACUUUUGGAUGGGAUGCCGAGACCACAUUCACCAAGGUACUUGCUGAUAUUAUAGAGUCUCUAGCAGGUGCCAUUCUUGUUGAUUCUGGAUACAAUAAGGAGAGAGUCUUUGGCAGCAUAAGGCCCCUUUUAGAGCCUCUGAUCACACCUGAAACAGUAAUGUCUCAUCCUGCAAAAGAGCUGAAUGAACUAUGCCAAAAACAGCAUUACAUUAUGAAAGAACCCAUCAAGUCCCGCAACGACAACGAGGGUCUUACUUCCAUUACAAUAAAGGUAUAUGCUAAAGGUCUCUCAUUCGAGCAUACAGCUACAGCUGGCAACGGAGAAACAGCAAAAAAAUUAGCUUGUAAACAAGUUUUGAAGUCCUUGAAGGAUUUCGCUUUACAUGGUAAAAGUUAAAAGGAUAAGAAUAUAAAGCCUAGGAGAAUUUGCACUUAUCCAUGUUGAGUUAUUACUGUUAUAUUUCUAAGUAUGAUCUCUUAAAAAGUUCUCAUUUGAUGUAAAGUGAUUUUGUAAUUCCUUUUCUUGUUUUUUGUUUUCUGGCUCCCUCUCUAAAAAAGCGGUGUUGGUUGUUGAUUUGGCAAAUUUUGCAAGUCGCUGCAAUAAAAGCAACGUUGUAAUUUUGGAAGUGUACUUGUUUUUAGGAAAGGUAUUGUCA
Molecule: messenger RNA, 2908 nt
Organism: Juglans microcarpa x Juglans regia
Lineage: Eukaryota; Viridiplantae; Streptophyta; Magnoliopsida; Fagales; Juglandaceae
Product: endoribonuclease Dicer homolog 2-like
Exons: 11
Coding region: 1-2649 (882 amino acids)
Biological process (GO): siRNA processing
Cellular component (GO): nucleus; cytoplasm
Molecular function (GO): protein binding; RNA binding; ribonuclease III activity
Source: RefSeq, a predicted model, not a curated record